GCGAUGGGCGGUUCUUUCACUUUCGCAAAACAGUCGGCAGUGAAAACAAGCUGCCCGAUCUGUCAAGAAGGGACCUUCACUGCGUCUGUUCUAGGCCUGUUACUUGAAGUUUGGUUAACAAGAAACAAUGGAGACUGGUGCUUAUGGAGCCUCGCUGGCCGGAGGUGCAUUUGACAUAGCGAGCUUUCUUAAACAGCCACAGACUAUACUACGCAUCUUGAGUUGGGUCUUCGCCAUUGUCGUGUUUGCGACCAUCACGGCAGAGGGCUACGUCACCCCCUCCCCCGCGGAGGCAGAAACCAAGUGCAUGUUCAACGCGAAGGACUCAGCCUGCCAGUACGGCUUGAGCAUCGGGAUCCUGGCCUUCAUGGCCUGUGUGGCCUUCCUGGUCGUGGACGCCUACUUCCCUCAGAUCAGUAACGCCAAGGACAGGAAGUACAUCGUCACCGCCGACCUCAUCUUCUCAGGCGUGUGGACGUUCUUGUGGUUCGUGUGCUUCUGCCACCUGGCCAAUCUGUGGUCCCACACCGACAUCAAAACCGCCGUGGCUGACGCCGCCCGCGCCGUGGUGGCCUUCUCCUUCUUCUCAACUGUCACCUGGGGACUCCUGACCUUUUUUGCCCUGACGAGGUACCGCCAAGGAGUGACUGAAUUUGGUGAGACCUACACCGACCCAGUCAGCGACCACACCACCCCCUACCCCCCUUAUCCCACCAGCGGCCCAGAGAGCUACCAGCAGUCUCCCUACACGCCCCAGUCUGAGCCUUUCGGGGAGGGGGGAUACCAGCCCCCAGUUUACUGAAGUGGGGGAGGGGCGUGGGUUUUGGUCACGUGACAUAUAGAUGGGAAGGGUUCUUUUUUUUGUCGUUUGUUUUUGUUUCAUUUUUUUUUUUUUUUUAAGAAGGCAACCAAUGAGAGUUCACCUGUGAGGACUGGUCCUUGCACUCCACUGUUUAUGUAUUUCGAGUAUAAUUUAUAGCCUGUUGUGUGAGUGUCUAUAAGCUGGUGUACACACGGCAUAUAAUUGCAUCCAAAGGUUUUGAAUGAGUAUUUUUGUUUUGUCCUUAUUUUUACAAUGUGUUGAGCAUAUGUGAGCACGCAUUAAAUUAGAAUAUGAUCCAGAAUUCAAUGUAUUUACUAAACGACAGUAAUUAGUGUGAGACUGCUAAAUUUGAACACUAUGUGUCAGUUGCAUCUUUGAUUUGCCACUAAAAAGCAACCAGUAAGAAAUGGAUGUACCACCAUAAAAACUUUGUUUAUUCUUGUUUAAUUUUUCAGGAGCCUAAUAUACUUACAGGUGAAGUGCACAGCUUGUAGGAAAACAGUGAAAGAUCUGCUAGGAAGCUAGCUUUGAAUUUUCAUUUGAAUUGAGAAGUCAUUUGACUGCAGGCUAUAGUGGUCGUGUCAAAGAUUGAGCAUUCCCUCCCUAAAUGCACAUUCAUCAAUAAUGCACAGGUACAUUAGCUGCAGUUUGUUCAUAUUUUCUAAUAUUACAACCUGGUGGUCUCUCCAAAGUGAAAUGUGUAAAAUGUACACCAGAGCCACUUCAUGUUUCAUUAUUGUGGACUGUCAGUCCUCUUUAAAGGGCCCACAAGCAGCCAGUCAGCAGAAUGAAUGGUGCCCUUGGCACACAAGGUUACAUGAGGCAUGUCCAACAGUGCCAAACGAUAGCACCCAAAGUGAGAGGAGUAAUCGUGUAUUUCUCUCACAGUGGAGCACAAAGUCAGUACAGCCAUAUUGUGGUGCCUAGCAUACAAAAAUGUUGGACUUAGUCUUUGCUGUUGAUACAUUUGUUGGCUUGCAGGCUGUGUCUUCCUAUGCCAGCAUAAAUGCGUCAGGUUGGCAUGUUCACAUAUUCCACUCUGCAGCAGUGUGGGAGGAAUGUUUUUGGGUUACUGGGCUGUAUUCAAACCUUCCCAUAAUCGCCACCAAUUUCUAAAAUGUAACUGAUAUAUGUGGCUAGUUCUAUGAUUGAGUUUUUUAAGGGGUGGGGGGAUGUAAUGGUAUUGUUAUUGAUGCACUGGGUCACCGAGAUUGCGGAGGAGGUGGACCCGGGUUUUCAUGCGGGUUUCUUGCUCCAGACAGACACACUGGUGCAAGGAUGCCAUAUUGCAAGAAAAUCUAUCUUGGAAUAAAGAUGUAUAUAUCGCAAUGCAUGUAUUUUUAAACUUUAAUCAUGGAACCCCCCCCCCCCCCCCCCAUUCAGUAAAAAAACAAAAAACACUUUAAAUGUGCCAUAAAUCUAAUAUACAUAUACGUAGAAAAUAUAAGUUUAGUGCUCUUAUAACCACUGCAAUCCACCCAAGAUGGUUGUCACAUAGACUUCUGUUCUUAAAAAAGUUUAAAAGUAGUUUGAAUUUCAAAAUGCUGAAAUAUGUAACUUUUCUGUGGGGUGGGGUUCCCGAGUGCCCUUUAAAAAAGGAGUGUUCCCAGAGAGCCUUGCACGUUUCCCACAAUCCCCUUCGGGGUCUGUCUGUAAGCAGCACUUUCAUUUUUCAGUGCCACUGAAAUCUCCGAACCUGUUCGCACACUGGACUAAAAAGUGCCUUAGCGGCGUUUUUUUUGCUUCUUGUUUCGUUUAAAUACACGCUUGUUAAUAUUAACUAAAUGUUUUCUUAUUUUUUAAAGAUGUUAGCAAGUGGUUCCUUAAGCAAUGACAGCUGCACUGUUAUCCUUUCUGCAGUUUUUGGUUGUUGUUGAUGUAUAUUUAUAUCUAUGCAAUGCAAGGGUCUCCACACAGAGCCUGUUUUUGUGCCUGUAGAUGACUAAACUCCUACCAGCAGUGCCCUCUGAAGGUUUCAGUCUUACUUCCAGGGCUGUUCAUUAAGCCUUAAUAAUAUCUUGUUUCCCACGCUUUUUAAAUUUGAAACUAUGAAAAGUUGAAAUGCCACAUCACUGUUCAUUUGUGGGGUUGGCCCAUUUAAGAGCUUUGUAAAAGUGGUAGAUGAGUGGGUAAUUGCGGUGGUGUAGGUGGCGUGGGGAAAUUAAGAUGCCGCUUCCACUUCAUGAAAAUGCAGCUGCUAGGCCUUCGGUGGCCCUGCCUCCACUCGGACUCCCUUGUACUGCAGCAACAUGAAAUCACCAACUCGCCAACCAGCGCAAAUCACACUUCUCCCAGAUUCAGUGCCAUAACUAUGACAUCAUUCCUGCGAGAGGUUGCGGUCUGAGUGAAGGGAGGUGGUCUGAGCAAUGCCGCCCCAUGUUUAGCACUUCUUCAGGUCUCUGUACACUUUGCUCAGAGACUUAAGGAGGGGGGUUCUGCCAAAUACUGUACCAUGUGCCUUUCGUAUGUACACGUCCUCCCAGAGGACCGCUGCCAAAUAAAGUCCCUAUGCUUGA
Molecule: messenger RNA, 3339 nt
Organism: Conger conger (European conger)
Lineage: Eukaryota; Metazoa; Chordata; Actinopteri; Anguilliformes; Congridae
Gene: syngr2a
Product: synaptogyrin 2a
Exons: 4
Coding region: 128-802 (224 amino acids)
Cellular component (GO): neuromuscular junction; synaptic vesicle membrane
Source: RefSeq, a predicted model, not a curated record